AUGACUAGCAUGCAAAACUCUCCUCUGGUUCUAUAUCAGGUAUGUAACUCUCCUCUGGUUCUAUAUCAGGUAUGUAACUCUCCUCUGGUUCUAUAUCAGGUAUGUAACUCUCCUCUGGUUCUAUAUCAGGUAUGUAACUCUCCUCUGGUUCUAUAUCAGGUAUGUAACUCUCCUCUGGUUCUAUAUCAGGUAUGUAACUCUCCUCUGGUUCUAUAUCAGGUAUGUAACUCUCCUCUGGUUCUAUAUCAGGUAUGUAACUCUCCUCUGGUUCUAUAUCAGGUAUGUAGAACUCUCCUCUGGUUCUAUAUCAGGUAUGUAACUCUCCUCUGGUUCUAUAUCAGGUAUGUAACUCUCCUCUGGUUCUAUAUCAGGUAUGUAACUCUCCUCUGGUUCUAUAUCAGGUAUGUAACUCUCCUCUGGUUCUAUAUCAGGUAUGUAAUUAUCCUCUGGUUCUAUAGCAGGUAUGUAACUCUCCUCUGGUUCUAUAUCAGGUAUGUAACUCUCCUCUGGUUCUAUAUCAGGUAUGUAACUCUCCUCUGGUUCUAUAUCAGGUAUGUAACUCUCCUCUGGUUCUAUAUCAGGUAUGUAACUCUCCUCUGGUUCUAUAUCAGGUAUGUAGAACUCUCCUCUGGUUCUAUAUCAGGUAUGUAACUCUCCUCUGGUUCUAUAUCAGGUAUGUAGAACUCUCCCGUGGCCAACCAAAGUGUUUAUGAUAACACAUUCCUAAGGAUGAUUAUAAC
Molecule: messenger RNA, 740 nt
Organism: Oncorhynchus keta (chum salmon)
Lineage: Eukaryota; Metazoa; Chordata; Actinopteri; Salmoniformes; Salmonidae
Exons: 10
Coding region: 1-651 (216 amino acids)
Source: RefSeq, a predicted model, not a curated record